This is a messenger RNA of Leopardus geoffroyi (Geoffroy's cat), 10115 nucleotides long. RefSeq names its product kirre like nephrin family adhesion molecule 1 (gene KIRREL1). Gene Ontology annotation, molecular function: cell adhesion molecule binding. Bases 3096 to 5234 code for a protein of 712 amino acids. Gene Ontology annotation, biological process: cell-cell adhesion. The transcript is spliced from 15 exons. Lineage: Eukaryota; Metazoa; Chordata; Mammalia; Carnivora; Felidae. Gene Ontology annotation, cellular component: cell-cell junction. The record is from RefSeq and is a predicted model, not a curated record.
CCCCCACCCCCGGAACUGCUGAGACUUCUCAGGUUUGAAAACUGCGGAUUUCACUUAGCAGUGAAAACCGGGACUGAGGAAGGAAGGUGACCCACUGCCCCGAGCAGACAGGGCAGUGCGGUUCCUGCCCCUGCCCAACACACGCCUCCCUCUCCACUCCCCCCUGCACACACCAGGAGGCCCCUUCUGGGAGGAGGGGUGAUGAGAUCAGGGACCCACUGCUCACGGAGGCCCAGAGAGGACUGGGGACACUUCUCUGGGACUGCUCCCGGAACCCCACGUCCCCAGACACCCUCCAAUCUCCGCCUGGAGCCCGGGGGUCUGGGGAGGGCUUAGGGAGGAGACAGGUGGAAGGAGGAAAUGAGGGAAGAGGUAAUGAUAAGGAAGCAGCUGGGUGGAGGGCGCAGGGCAGAGGAAGGUGAAGGGGAGGGCGGGGAUGAGAGAGAAACCUCAUCCAUCCAGGAGAGAAAGGGGAGGGAGGAGGGGGAGGGAAGAGAGAGAGAAACCUCAACUUUUAUUUAAAAUCAGAGAGCAGUUGUACGCCUGGAGUCGUUGCCAUGGCAACCGCAAAGAAAAGGAGAUAGAGGCCUGGCGAAGCCGAGAAAACCCAAUAGGGGUAAAUGUUUAAAGCCAGGAACAAAAACCAUUCAGAGAUAAUUAAGUAACAGGCUGCAGGUUCCAGACUCCUGCCCAUUGUCGGGGGACUCGCCCGAGACUCCAGCCCGCCCUGCUCUCCCUUCUCCACCCGGUGUCUGUCCUCCCUCGGAGCCUAGUCCUCCCUUACUCCAGGGGCUCUGGGAAGCAGCCGGGAGCACCCCGCCCCCCCCCCCCCCAGCCUCCUCCCCUCUGGCAGGGGGCUGCCCUUCUCGGUCCGGCCCCAGAUGAGGCUGGACAGGCUUUCUCGACUGUUAGCAAAGUGCAGUCUCGUAGGGGAAACAGGAGGGACUUCGGUCGGAUCCGCGGAAGAAUUUCUGGGUCACUAGAUGGAUGUGACACCUAAGGUGUGGACUUUCUUCCCUCUGGUGACCUCGAGGGUAAAGCGUGCAGGCUGACCUCUGUGUUGACCCUCGCCCUCCAGGUCUGAGAUGCUGGGGUCCCCCGGGGCUCUUCCUCCAGAAGGGGGGUACGUCCUAGCUGGGAGCUUUGCUGGAGCUGCUGACCUGAAUGCUUCUUAGGGCUCCUCCAGCAGGACUUAAUCUUCCCAGGCCUCAGGAUGGCUGAGAACUGAGCUGGUAUUUGGGGGUUAGGUGUGCUCUGUAGCCAUUUUUUUUUUUUUUUUUUAAUGACGAAGUACUUUUGUAUGUUUUAAGUCAGUUUCACUCAGUCACCUCGCCCCCCACCCCAGACAUCACAACAGCUGGCUGGCCCCUUGCCCCACCUCCUUGGGACGAUAAUCCUCAGUUCUGCCUCCCAAGACAUGGUGACUCUCAGAGCAGGUGGCAUUCUCUCCUCCCUCAUCCGUAGAAGCCGCUCGGAACUGAAGGCCCAAAUAGCUAAGUCGGAAGAGUCCCGUCUCCUGUCUGCAGCCCUCCUUCCCGCUGUUAUGACCCACUUCCGGUCCUUGCCUCCAGAUACCCUAAAUUUUAUCCUUAGAUUGCACCAGACCCUCGGAGAGUGAUAAACUGAGACCGAAUGGCUCUGGCCUCUCAAAGAAUUGCCUUCACUGAGCUGAGCAUUUGGCCGCGUGCCACCGGCAUGCACUGAAGAAUGUUCUAAGGAGUAACCCUUGAACAUAUUGUAUUUAUGGUAGGGAUGUUGCCCAGGUUAUGGUUCAACACAUCGCAGUAUUUGUUAUGUGAGGAUCCUUGGAGAAAGUUCUGUAGCGGUGCUUUUCCUAAGCCGUCAGAUGGUUUUUAUUUUAUGGAUACUGUACAUUGUGUCGCUGAUUUUGAAUUUUUCCUUUUUGCACUUGCUGCUUGGAAGCUCACGGCUAGCCUUGCAAUUGGUCUCUGAUGAAGCAUGGAAGAGCUUGUGGCAUGUGUCGACUAUAUUAACUUUAGCCCCAUCUCAAUUUACUUCUCCAGUCCUUAUUCUCUUUCCCUGCUUGCCCAGUCACCCCCACCUUACCCAAUGUCAGCUUUCUUAUCAAAAUUUAUUGUUUUUUUUUUAUUUUAACGUUUAUUUAUUUUUGAGAGAAAGAGAGAGAGAGUGGGGGAGGGGAGAGAGAGAGGGAGACACAGAAUCGGAAGCAGGCUCCAGGCUCGCAGCUGUCAGCACAGAGCCCAACGCGCGGCUUGAACUCACGAACCACGAGAUCAUGACCUGAGCUGAAGUCGGAUGCUUAACCGACUGAGCCACCCAGGCGCCCCUUGAAAUUUAUUGUUUAUAUCAUUGACUAAAUGUCCACGUACUUUGCCUCGAAUCUUGUAUGCAAUAAGUAAUUGAGUUAAGAUACAUAAAACAUACAGCAUAGUGUCCAGCAAAUAAUAAGUGAGCAGCUACUAAAACGUCAGCUGCUAUUUUAAGUAACAAAACAUCCAAAUUUUUGGUCAUCUUCCUUUUCGAGGUGGAGUCCCCCGGAUUAAAGACCUUCUGUAAACAUAGUGAACUCCCAGCCGCACCAUGGUAACACCCAGCCACUGCUCUUUCUAAUCUUUUUUUUUUUUUUUAACUUUGGAAUACAUGAUGCUGAUAAUGACAAAGGUAAUAAUCAGAUUUGCCUUGCUCGUUACUGCUGACUGGGACUGCUAUUUACAUGAGGUCUAAUUCCCUGCUUGCUCCAAGACUGACAACGAGAACAUUCUGGGUGACAGAGGGAGGCAGCCUGCCCGGGAUUAAGAUUUUUCCAUGGAUAAUCUCUAAAGUGAGAAACGCAAGGGCCAGUAAUUGAGAGCUGAUUGCCUUUCUUUGGAUCGGUUGUGCCUAGCCAGACGGGGCAAGAACUGAGCCCGCGGAAGGCAACAAGGUGAGACCAGAAGCGGUUGACAACACAUGACCUCUGGGAGCCUUGCAGAACCGUGUCAGGGACCCAGACCCGCUUCAGCCAGGAGCCGGCCGACCAGACCGUGGUGGCAGGACAGCGGGCCGUGCUCCCCUGCGUGCUGCUCAACUACUCGGGCAUCGUGCAAUGGACCAAGGACGGGCUGGCGCUGGGCAUGGGCCAGGGCCUCAAAGCCUGGCCACGGUACCGGGUCAUGGGCUCUGCAGACGCUGGGCAGUACAACCUGGAGAUCACGGACGCCGAGCUGUCUGACGACGCCUCCUACGAGUGCCAGGCCACGGAGGCCGCCCUGCGCUCGCGACGGGCCAAGCUCACCGUGCUCAUCCCCCCAGAGGACACCAGGAUCGACGGCGGCCCUGUGAUCCUGCUGCAAGCGGGCACACCACACAACCUCACGUGCCGAGCCUUCAACGCCAAGCCCGCCGCCACCAUCAUCUGGUUCCGGGACGGGACUCAGCAGGAGGGCGCGGUGGCCAGCACGGAGCUGCUGAAGGAUGGGAAGAGGGAGACCACCAUCAGCCAGCUGCUCAUUAACCCCACAGACCUGGACAUCGGGCGUGUGUUCACCUGCCGCAGCGUGAACGAGGCCGUCCCGAGCGGCAAGGAGACUUCCAUCGAGCUGGAUGUGCACCACCCUCCCACGGUGACCCUGUCCAUUGAGCCACAGACGGUACAGGAGGGUGAGCGUGUUGUCUUCACGUGCCAGGCCACAGCCAACCCCGAGAUCCUGGGCUACAGGUGGGCCAAGGGGGGCUUCUUGAUUGAAGAUGCUCACGAGAGUCGCUACCAGACGAACGUCGACUACUCCUUCUUCACGGAGCCUGUGUCCUGUGAGGUUCACAAUAAAGUGGGAAGCACCAACGUCAGCACCUUAGUAAACGUCCACUUUGCCCCCCGGAUCGUGGUUGACCCCAAGCCCACGACCACAGAUAUUGGCUCUGAUGUGACCCUCACCUGUGUCUGGGUGGGGAAUCCGCCCCUCACCCUCACCUGGACCAAAAAGGAUUCAAACAUGGGGCCCAGGCCCCACGGCUCCCCACCCGAGGCUGCUCUCUCUGCCCAGGUCCUGAGUAACAGCAACCAGCUGCUGUUGAAGUCAGUGACCCAGGCCGAUGCCGGCACCUACACCUGCCGGGCCAUCGUGCCUCGGAUCGGAGUGGCCGAGAGGGAGGUGCCCCUCUACGUGAACGGGCCCCCCAUUAUCUCCAGCGAGGCGGUGCAGUAUGCCGUCAGGGGUGACGGUGGCAAAGUGGAGUGUUUCAUCGGGAGUACGCCGCCCCCCGACCGCAUUGCCUGGGCAUGGAAGGAGAACUUCCUGGAGGUGGGGACGCUGGAGCGCUACACGGUGGAGAGGACCAACUCGGGCAGCGGAGUGCUGUCCACACUCACCAUCAACAACGUCAUGGAGGCCGACUUUCAGACACACUACAACUGCACGGCCUGGAACAGCUUCGGGCCGGGCACGGCCAUCAUCCAGCUGGAGGAGCGAGAGGUGCUGCCCGUGGGCAUCAUCGCCGGGGCCACCAUCGGAGCGGGCAUCCUGCUGACCUUCUCCUUCAUCGCCUUGGCGUUCUUCCUCUAUCGCCGCCGCAAAGGCAGUCGCAAGGACGUGACCCUGAGGAAGCUGGACAUCAAGGUGGAGACGGUGAACCGCGAGCCACUCACGAUGCAUUCCGACCGGGAGGACGAUACUGCCAGCGUGUCCACUGCGACUCGGGUCAUGAAGGCCAUCUAUUCGUCCUUCAAGGACGACGUGGACCUGAAGCAGGACCUGCGCUGCGACACCAUGGACACGCGGGAGGAGUACGAGAUGAAGGACCCCACCAACGGCUACUACAACGUGCGCGCCCACGAGGACCGGCCGGCGUCGCGGGCCGUGCUCUACGCCGACUACCGCGCCCCCGGGCCCGCGCGCUUCGACGGGCGCCCGGCCUCGCGCCUCUCGCACUCGAGCGGCUACGCGCAGCUCAGCUCCUACGGCCGCGCCCCCGCGUCCGACUUCGGCCCCGAGCCCGCGGCCCCCGGGCCCGCCGCCCCCGCCGGCGCCGACUCGGCCGGCCCGCUGUCCUUCGAGAACUACGACAAGUUCAACCCCCACCCCUUCCCCGCGGCGGCCGGCUACCCCACCUACCGACUGGGCUACCCGCAGGCGCCGCCGUCGGGCCUGGAGCGGACCGCGUACGAGCCUUACGACCCCAUCGGCAAGUACGCCACGGCCACGCGCUUCUCCUACACGUCCCAGCACGCGGACUACGGCCAGCGGUUCCAGCAGCGCAUGCAGACUCACGUGUAGGCCCGGAGCGCCACCGAGCGGGGGCGCCUCUGCGGGGCAGAGGACGAGGCUCUCCCGGCCGUUCCCUGAUAUUCAGGGGCGUUGCGCGUCGCUGCGGGGGCUGCGGGGCCCGGACCGGCCUGCCGCCGCCGCCCGGGGCAGGUGGGGAGCAGGUCUCCCGGAAACACCCCCUCCCGAGGAUGGUGCUCUGUGCAUGCCCCAGCCUCCUGGGCCUGCCCUUCCCUCUUCUUCGGGAGGACGUGUGUCUUCUGACCUGCGCUCUCGCCUGACCCCGGCACGGGGUGGGCCAGGGAAGCGAAGGUUGUGGAGAGCCGAGGGGGGCACUUUUUAGCAUUCCCAUUCUGUCCCCCCCCCCCCCCCGCUCCCCUGAGUGGACAGGGCCGUGUGAGGAUGAGCAGGCCUGGGCCGAGGGGACACGCGGCGUGGGGUGGGGUGGGGUGGCUCUGGCCCAGACGGGUGGGAACGGGACAGCCUGGCCGGCCCCUCUGCUCUCUGCACUCGUACCCUGGCAGCGUCCCUCCUUCCGGGAGACUGCGGAAGGCUUUGCUGGGUUUCUUGUGGCUGUGCACUCCACAGCCCUGGCGCCGAGUUCAGGCCCAGCCCUCAUUCGGCUGAGCCGAACGCAAGUGCCAGCCUUCUGGCUGCUCCCCGUGGACACCUGUGUGUCAGCUUUCGCAGGACCCACGUUUCUCCAGUAGCACCCUCCUCCUUGCCCCUCCGUGCAGGGCCAGCCAGAGAGGUCAGGGUCGUGGUGGAGACGAGAACGGUGGGGACCCGUGUCCUGUUUGACCAGCACGAAGGCUGUAUGCUACAGAGUGGUUCCAGAGUCCCCUCCAGAGGGGCCCCUUCCCUCCCCAGCGGGCCCUGCGUCCUGGCUUGAACUCUUGAGCCUGGUGCCAUGAGGGUGGGAUGCUAUAGGCUGUUUUUCAAAGACAACAACAACGACGACGACAGAAACAAUAAAAACCUCAUGUGGGGAGGAAAAAAUAAAAGCUGUAGGGAUUCCCCCACCCCAAGUCCCAGUGGGAAGGAAAGGGGGCACCUGCUCACCAGAUUCCUAACACCGUCCAUUACUCUCGAUUUCCAAGCACUUUGAAUCCAUUUUUAAACAUUCAGGUGGUAAGACCUGUCUCCAGUGGGCUCUGACAGGUUUAGGGAGGAGGCCUGGCUCUCAGACUCGCUGUCCUGCCCACCAGCUAGCUGGUCAGAGAGGCCACUUUCUGGUGGCACCGAACUGUCGACAGGUUUUGGCUUGUUAAGUGUCUUUUUUUUUUUUUUUUCCCUUGGACCAAUCAGAUUCCUUCUUCCACUUUCAGUGCCUUGAGUGUCCAGCUUUGGUUGACCAGCCCUGUGUGGGUGGCCACAGGGGACAGGUACUGCGAGCCCCAGAGACACCGUCAGGUGUUGCAGAACGUGGGGAGGGGGGCGGUGGGUGAGGGACCUGGAGAGGAAGGAAGGGCUGACCCAGUACGGUAGCACAGGGAGGGCACUGCAGGCUGUCAUGCCCAUGCUGUUCCCACACACACAUUCCACAUGGCCAUUCACAGCCACCACCUUCUGACCAAAGAGAACUGUGCCCCCGCCCCCGGCCUCCCCUUCUCCCGAUGAGCGGGGCCUCUGGGGCGAUCCCCAGAACGCGCUUUGCCCUUUCUCGCGGUCACCGCUCAUUAGUCAUGUUUGUUUUAAUGAGUUACAUGCUCAUCAGCCACGGGCCAUCGCCACCUUUGCGGAUGGGUCUGUGGGGUGACAUUCCUCACCGUCCCUGCUGCUGAGGACCAGCUAACGCCCAGGAAGAAAGUAGCUCAGUUCCGGCGUAGCGGGCUGCCUCCGUGUCCCCCUCGGCUGCAGCAGCGGCAAAUCCUGGGUGGCUCUUUGCCGGCUGGGGGCCUUGUCCAGGCUCCAGCUGUAUUCUGUCCCCUCCCCGUGGGGUCUGACACCUCCCCACAGAGUCCUACAUGAGCCACGCGAGAAGAUCUGUGAAGGAUGCAGGUUCCUGUGCAGAUGAUUUCGCACGUAUUUUGAUUCUCUUUGCAGAAACACAAGCCAUUCAUGAUGCAAACAAAGUCUAAAGAUGGCAAUGGCUUUUUAAACUUUAGGCAUAUUCCAAGAAAUGCUCCGUUGUGUUUGGGGUUUGGCCACGUUCUGUUUCCUCCUUUUUGGUUUUCGUGCUGGGCCCAUUCUGUUGAAAUGAUGGAGAGGAGGGGCCCAAGGUCACUAGCUAACUCAGCCGAUGCUACAGGGACCAUUAGUUUUCAGAAGCUUGUUCGCAGCCACUCCCCGUUCUCUGUUCUUUAACACAUGAACCAGGGCCUCCUGGGUGUUGACUUUGCACAGUGCGAGGCACAGAGAGACACCAGCAACCCAGGCCCUCUCCGCCUCUGCAACUUGCACGCUGGUCUGAUCACAAUCUGAAUUUGGGCCUGCCUGUUGGGCUCAAUGGGAUUGCUUUUCUGGGGAGCCGAAGGUGCCCUUCCUUGAACAUAGAGCUUUGCUGUCCGAGGCGGGGGCCCUCCAGCAGGGUGCCUGAGUGCUUGACGCGGUCACCUUGGCGAUCCUGAUCCCCUUUCACAUUCUCGUUUUGGUGGGAGAGCACCGCACUAGGGGUCAGGACGCCUGGGACCCUGUUCUGAAGCUGCCAUCGACUGAGUGACCUUGGCCUAACCUCUUUACAUUUAUUGCCCCCGAUUUUCUGGCCUUAAAAGGAGGGGGGCGGAUUGCACAACCCUAGAAUUAUUCUCUUCUUGCUGUAUUCGUUUGGUGAGGUGAAGGGCCCAGCCACCCCUUGUGAGGAGCUGGGAAAAGUAAGUGAGCCGGGGAGGUCUGGGGAGUAGGAGAUUCUCUCUUGAAAAAACAGCUUGUACUGUGGGCCUCUUGUUGGAAGCGUCGUGAAUGAGUUUCCAUCAGGGUCCCCUGGAUCUCAAAUGGCAGCAAAGCAUACCCUAAGCCUCGGUGCCAUUGGUGUGGGGGGUAUCCUCUGACCGUUGGGAACGGCCGCUCAUGGUUGGGGACCCACUCGGAAUGCUGCCGGUUUGGCAAAGCCACCUGCCGGUCUAGGGCAGGGCAUGGGGACUUUCUUUCCUUGGUGCCCUGGUUCCAGGCAGCUUUGACUCGGGGAGACUGAGAGCAGCCACCCCCGACCCCGUCCUCGGGAGCCAGGGAUGCUGCCUCGUUCUCGCGGAGCGGGGUGAAACCUCUGGGCCCAGGUAUCUCGAGCCGCAGGGUGAGGCGUGAGCUCGGCCAGCCCGUCUGUGAAGCGGCAGGUAGGAGGUCGGCCAAUAGAAACAGGUAGAGCAGCUUUAACGUAAACUCUGGAGCUCGAAGAGGUUCUUGUGAUUCUGGCUGAGCCGCGGUCUCUUUCCUCAUGGGGGGGGGGGCCAGCCUGCACCCCAAAUCCCGGAUCCCUCUAAGUCCAGCCCCAGAGUCCUCGGGAGGUCAGGAAGGAGAGCCACAGGGGACGGAGCGGUGUUCCCCGGAACGCCAGCCCUGGGAUGGAAAAGGUUGUCUUGACCCCUGUCCUGGAGCCCCUCUUGCCCCCACGCUCAGUCAGGAGCCACAGGUCCUAGGCUCCUUAGCAAGGAAUCCGGUGGUCGGCCAGGUGGUAAGAAAACCACAUCAAAGCCCAGCCCCCAGCGAGACUGAACUGGCUCAGUCGCUGCCUCGCUCCUUGCUGUGUGGACGCUUCCGUCCGUGGACGCUGCACUCCUCGGCCGCCCCAGCCCCGGAAACCCUGGCUUCUCUGCCACGUUAGCUCAGGUCUGUCCUGAGAGGGUCACCGCCCUGCGCCCCUACAGGCCCUCGUGAGGGAGGCCCCUGAAAGGCGUCCGUGUAGCUCCUGACUCAGCAUGACCAGCAGGGAGAUGGCCGUGGGACACUGAUGCACACAGACCAAGGGGCACAACUGGAAAGACAUUUAUUUUUGUGAAGAGGCUAUAAAACUAACAUUUAAAUACCCCACUUCCUUGUCCCUGCCUUCCCCUCCCUCCCGCCAUCCCCCAUAGUCUCUGUCCUCUCCCGGAGGCCAGCCUCGUUGGCCUGCUCUCCCGCCUCGGGCUCGGGCUCGUGGCAAGGGCGGAGAUGCGUGUGGCCCCCUGGGAGGGUCCAGAGAGUGGGGGUUGGGGGAGGGCAGGUUCCCAUUUUCUUGCAUCACUGUGAGGGAGCUCCAGGCCCCGUCCCUGGAGAAAUCAUUGCUGCGCAGAAGUCACAGGCCAUAUGGGCGGUUCUGGUACAAGCCUGCCCUUAGAAAUAAUAACGGUGAAAAUAAUAAUAAUGAAUAAUAAUAGUGAGUCCAUUUGCAUAGAACUAUCACAUUCCCGCCAGCCUCCUGCCCCUGCUCCUGGCUUUUCGCUGGCCGUGACCACUGGCCUUUUCGAGGGUCGGUGGGCCAUGGGGCCGCCUACGUGCUUCUGGAGAUCAGAUGCUGCCCCCCCCCCCCCCAGAAUACCCCUCCCUGGGGAGAGAGCAGCCAAGCUGCCAUUUCGGUCACGCUCGACACCACCUUGUAGCAGCCGUGACCCCGGAGGCCUGGCUGUUCCGUGUUGGCCCAGAGGCGCCCGGGGCCCCGGUGGUCGGGUUGUCCACCCUGUCCGCCCUUGGGGUCCCAGCCUGCGUUUCUGGCUCGAGUUGAGUUUUCUGCUCCCAGACCCCGAUAAUAAAUGGAUCCAUGAUGACAAGACAAGAGGAAAAAAAAUAUUAUUUUUGUUAGGACAGACCAUCGUAGGUUUUUAGCAAUGUGUCUGUGUGUCCUCACGCCUUUUCCUAUUCUGCCUGUUUUCAUUUUCCUUUUUUUUAAAUAUUAUGUACUAUAUUUUUAGUCUCAAACACGCUAUAUAUUAUAUAUAUUUAAUUUUUUUAUAUAUAUAAAUAUAAAUGUUUUAAAAAGUA